ACAUAAGAAAACAGCCUAAAGAAUACAUGGAGCAUAUAAUGCUCUAACAAUAAGGGAAACCGUUGUGUCACUCAACCGAGGUGGAAUUUCACGUGCGACAUCUGCGGCAGCACUUUGUCGGUGUCGGUUGAAAACAUCCCUAGACAAGUAUUUCACAAAUUCCCGCUGCUAGUAAUAAUUCUAUACCACGUGACCCCCAAUGCAACCCGUGGGCUGUCGAAUGCAGCGCCAACUCCGGGCCAAUCAAAUUUGAAUUUGUUGUUAGGAAAGUGAAACGUUCAUAGGCCGGUGCCGUCAGUGGUUCGAAGUGUGAACGAAGGCGUCGAAAACGCAGGAAAAAAUUAUAUUUUAUCAUAAAAAAGGUAUUCUGUGUGUGAGAAUGGCACGUUUAUUGGAUUGCAGUGAAUCUGAGGUUUGAUCGCUUAAGAUCUAAGUGAAGAUAUCGUGCUUUGUAGAUUUUCUAAUAACUCUUCUGCACUGGGUUAUACCCAACGGUUUUACUUGCCGUGCGUAUAGUUGCAUGCAUCUAUCAAACGCAGAAGUAAAUAAGUCAUCACGGGGUAAUCGUAGAUGACAACCACUUUUUUUGCAUGCAGUUUUCGUAAUACUUGUGAAAAAUACUCACCAUGCCGUAUAGAGGCACAAGCACUGCUUAUAGCAACCGGGGUUCCUCGAAUGCUAUAUUUUCGAGUGCCCCUGUUAAUUUUAACAAAGAAAUCGCACCCCCCGCUGCGAACAAAUUCUUUCGAAGUCCUGAGAAAACAGAUAAUCCUUGCGCACCUUUCAAUAUAAAUAAUUCUCGACUCAAUUCCCGAACAAACCUCAUUCGUUCCAAGUCAGCGACAAUGCUGCAGAAGGAAGACCCUGUAUUGUCCGCCAAAUCCUUGUCCGAAGAACGGCUCAAGAUGCCGAUGAAGAUGGAAUCAAACUCAAGAUUGUCAGCGGAUAAAACUCCCGUUACCCACUUUUGCACACCGAGGCGCAUUAGUGGCAACGAAAAAAUAUCUAAAACCAAUAACAUGGUCCUGACGAGCAAAACUCCUAUUAAACGGUACUUCAGUGAUCAUAAUCCACCUGCCGCAACUCCUGACUGCUUUAACGUGGUGCAAAUGGAGACACCCAAAAGCAGACAAGACCUUGCCGUCGAUGAGCGAACCAUGUGCGAGGGGGAACAGAGCAAUCUCACCGUGGGUAUCAGAAUAAGACCGCUGACUUUCAAAGAACUGAGUGAUCAGCGAAUUACAGCAAUAGUUGAGGCAAAUGGACAGAAUAUCACAGUGGACUGCGAGUCGUCGAGACACACUUUCAUGUACGAUCAUUGCUUUGUGUCUUACGCCGAUUGUUGCACACCGCUCCAUGCCACUCAGGAAACAGUUUUCAAGAAUAUGGUUCUACCGCUGGUUGACAAUGCUUUCGAGGGUUACAACGCAUGUCUAUUUGCUUACGGUCAAACUGGAUCAGGUAAAAGUUACAGCAUGAUGGGUACAGAAACUAGUGGAUCAAGCCUGGGUCCCGAGGCCGGAAUAAUACCGAGAUUUUGUCAUGAAAUUUUUCGACGAUCUUCCAAAAAUUCCGGGCAUUCCACCACUGUUGAGAUCAGCUACUUUGAAAUCUACAAUGAAAAGAUUCAUGACCUUCUUGGCGUCAAUACCAAUGGAGGAAAACGAGCUCCACUCAAGGUAAGAGAACAUCCAGUAUUUGGUCCCUACGUUGUGGACCUCAGUCAGCACGGUGUGAACAGCUACAACGAUCUUCAGGGCUGGCUGAAGGUCGGAAAUUCUCAAAGAGCCACAGCAGCCACAGGAAUGAACGAGAAAAGCUCGCGGUCCCACAGUAUCUUUAGCGUGAUACUAACUCAGACCCCAUCAGAUGCAUCAUCGAGCAGUAAGACUGGCGAAGCGAGUCGUCGAAGUAAAAUCAACUUGGUCGACUUAGCUGGGAGCGAACGCUUGAGUCAAAUAUGUGCCAGCGGUGACAGACUGCGGGAAGGAGUCUCCAUCAAUAAGUCAUUGCUCACUCUGGGAAAAGUGAUUGCUUCUUUGUCGGAGAAUACAAACAACGUGAAACGGAGCUUUGUACCUUACAGGGAAUCCGUACUGACGUGGCUGUUGAGGGAAAGUCUUGGCGGAAAUUCGAGGACCGCGAUGUUGGGAACCGUUUCACCGGCUAACAUCCAUCUCGAGGAAACUUUGGCCACCCUUCGCUACGCGUGCCAGGCGAGAGCGAUCGUUAAUCGAGUCAGAGUCAACGAAGAUUCGCACGACAGAUUGAUCCGAGAACUGAAAGCCGAGGUCCUGCGACUCCGCGGAAUCCGCGAAGGGUACGAGAGACACCUCGGGGGAUUGCCGAGGAGAAUUUUACUCGACGCGAGAUCCGAGGCCGCCGAAAUACGGACGAAGGAGAGAGAAAUCGAAAUUUUGAGAGACCAGUUGAGGCGGACCGAGGAACAACUAUCCCUCUCUCAAAAAUCGUGGUCGGACAAACUUCGGGAUGCGGAAGAGAAGAAGAACACGGAGUUGACGCACCUCAGGCGCUGCGGCAUCGCUCUGGAGAUCGAUUUCAAGGAGAAGUCCAUGCAACCGUGUCUAGUUAAUUUAGCUGCCGAUCCAAUUUUGUCGGGUACACUUUUGUACCUACUACCGCCCGGCGUUGUACGCAUCGGGGGCCAAAGCGACGAUUCGACCUCCGAUGGGCGACCCGACAUCGUCCUCAACGGACCUCUGGUCAGGCAUCAGCACUGCACGAUUGAGAACAACAACGGGAAACUGACGUUGAGAGCGGAGGUGCAGGGUGAUACAUACGUCAAUGGACAGGUAGUAGCUGGAAAAGUUCUAUUGAAACACGGCGACCGACUAGUCAUCGGAGGCAAUCACUACUUUCGGGUGUGCGACCCGCUCGAUGAUCAGGGGGUAGAGCGAACUGGUAUGCAACCGGUUGAUUUCGAAUUCGCUCAUCAGGAGAUACUGAAAAUCCAACAAGAAAAGUUGAGAGCGGAACUCGAAGAGUCUAAACAGAAAGUGAUAAGGGAAUUGGAGAACGCGAAGCGAGAGGUUGAAAUCCAACUUGGUUCGCAAAAAUCGACCUACGAGGAACAGCUUCAGGUGCUGGGUUCCAGCUUGGAACAGCAGAGAAUGGCGUUGGUUGAAAUAAAUCGCAAGAAACACGAACUUGAAUUGGAGAAGGAACUACUAGCCUCGGAAGUUGAGACAAACAACAGAAUCCGGCAAAUACAAUUCGAGGAAGCAAAAUUGAAUAUUUCCCCAUAUCGUUCAAAUUUCUUACAAGACUUGGAAGAAGUUUUGAACGAGACGACGGCCGACGUAGAGAUGGCGUUGAACAUGAAUAUCGCCAGUAGAGAAAUGAAUUCGAGCGGGGUUAGUCUGCGAGAAAUGCAAUUGCUGGUCAAACAGGCUUCCGAAAGAUGUAGAGAAGUAGGGAUAAAUUACAUGACAGAACACCUCAACGAGAGCUUGCAUCAGCUGUCGAUGGAUGCUUCGAUAAUUGAAACAACGAUGGGGAACGGUACCUCGGAGUUAGGGGCGGAAAAAAAAUCACACAAUGAUAUGAGAGCAUGCCUAAGGCAGAUGGAGGGAGCGGCAAAGAACCUCAGUAACCUUUGCAACCAAUGCGACAGUCGUGAAAUUAAUGCGGAGAUUGUGAAGUCAUUGGACAAAGUACAAGAUGUUAUCGUUGGUAUCAGGGAAUCUUUAAUGAUAAAUCGCGGUAAUGAGAGCAAUGUUUCAAACAUGAGCGUAAAUAACACCGUGAUUGAGAACGCAGGUAUCAACCAGGCGGACUCUGGUUUCAUGAAAGAGCAUCUCACAGAGGAUAUCUCAUCGCCAACAAAGUCUAACUUGAGGACUGGGUGUCCCUUCCUUCGAAAUGACGUAGCAAAGUCGGUAAGAUUUGACUUUGACUGAUACGCGUUGGUUUAUCGAACGAUUUAUUUUGGCUCGUACCAAAGCCACCAGAAGAAUGUCAAUCGGAGCACUGGACAACAGAGGCCACGCCCUGGAUUGUGUAGGUAAAAACAUUCAAAUCUCUUUCCAAAUAUAUCAUUUCAGGCAUAGGACGCCUGAACAGAUAUAGACGCGUGUUUGACUGAAUAUUUUCUAGACAUUUCAUUUAAUACUUGACUGGAACAGUCACAAGAUAGUCAUAUUGACUACGCCAGAUACAAAGUUAAGAAGUGAGAUAGUUGUUUGUUCUUGAUUUAAAUGUUGUUACAUUAGUUGGGGGGAGGGGAAUAUUAUUUAUUCACGCAUGUAGGUGUCGCACGUGAAUCGACGAGCGUGAGAACAAAUAUUAACAUUACUUCAUCAGGGAGUAAGAUUAAAAGUUUGGAAUAAAGAUAGCGUCAGAUAGACAUCAGCCCAAAAUUUACGAACAAUUUUGACAUAAAUUAUGGCGUUGAUAAAAGUCAUCGCUACACAGCUGUGAUUACCCAAGACUCGAAUUACGUGACAAGAUAUUAAUGUAAUAUUCGCACAUUAUAACGUCGAGCUUGGUUCGGAAAAGAAAGAUCAAAAAAAAAAAAGAAAAAAAAUGGAGAAACAAGUCAUUUUAAACACGCAGUGCCAUAUAAAUUUAUUCAACGUGUUAGUCAUAAGAUUAAAUUCCAAGAGCAAUUUUAGAGAAUAUAUUUCUGUACGAUUUUUCUAUUUAUAAUAAAUUUGCUGUAAAAUACCA
This is a messenger RNA of Athalia rosae (coleseed sawfly), 4689 nucleotides long. RefSeq names its product kinesin-like protein KIF14 (gene neb). Gene Ontology annotation, biological process: microtubule-based movement. Lineage: Eukaryota; Metazoa; Arthropoda; Insecta; Hymenoptera; Athaliidae. The transcript is spliced from 12 exons. Bases 627 to 3920 code for a protein of 1097 amino acids. Gene Ontology annotation, cellular component: microtubule; kinesin complex. Gene Ontology annotation, molecular function: microtubule motor activity; ATP hydrolysis activity; microtubule binding. The record is from RefSeq and is a predicted model, not a curated record.